Olea europaea var. sylvestris is the source of this 2061-nucleotide messenger RNA. RefSeq names its product cysteine--tRNA ligase, chloroplastic/mitochondrial-like. Gene Ontology annotation, molecular function: ATP binding; cysteine-tRNA ligase activity. Gene Ontology annotation, biological process: cysteinyl-tRNA aminoacylation. The record is from RefSeq and is a predicted model, not a curated record. Gene Ontology annotation, cellular component: cytoplasm. NCBI's taxonomy places the organism in Eukaryota, Viridiplantae, Streptophyta, Magnoliopsida, Lamiales, Oleaceae. Bases 51 to 1844 code for a protein of 597 amino acids. The transcript has 9 exons.
CCAACGCUGCAGCGAGAGGGAGAGAGAGGGAGAGAGAGAGAGCCACUCCAAUGGCGACUCUCUUGAAAUGCUACAAGCCCUUAAUUCCACCGAUACACCGCCAAACCUUCAAAGCGAAAUUGCUUUCCUCCAGAGCCAAUUUUCGAUUCUGCACUCUAUCUUCAAUCAACUGCAGUAAUAACUCUCUCCCUCUGACGAGUAAUCGGGAGAGAAGUACCACAGUUAAUGAUGAUAAUGAUAGUCUCAUACCGAUGAAGAAAAAGGAGUUGUGGCUGUACAAUACUAUGAGCAGGCAAAAGGAAUUGUUUAAGCCAAAGGUUGCAGCCAAAGUGGGCAUGUAUGUGUGUGGCGUCACAGCUUAUGAUCUCAGCCAUAUUGGGCACGCUCGCGUUUACGUUUCUUUCGAUGUCAUGUACAGAUACCUCAAGUAUUUGGGAUAUGAAGUCAACUACGUUCGCAAUUUUACUGAUGUUGAUGACAAGAUUAUUGCCAGAGCAAAUGAGUUGGGGGAGGAUCCCAUAAAUUUAAGCAGACGAUAUUGUGAAGAGUUUCAUUGUGAUAUGGCAUAUCUCCAUUGUCUUCCUCCUUCAAUUGAACCCCGAGUGUCUGAUCACAUUCCAGAAAUCAUUGAGAUGAUUAAGCAGAUACUUGAUAAUGGGUGUGCGUACACUAUCCAAGGGUCAGUGUACUUCUCUGUCGACAAAUUCCCAGACUAUGGACGAUUAUCUGGCCGUAAGUUAGAAGAUAAUAGAGCGGGUGAACGGGUGGCAGUGGACUCAAGGAAGAAAAACCCAGCUGACUUUGCAUUAUGGAAAUCUGCAAAGGAGGGAGAACCAUUUUGGGAUAGUCCGUGGGGUCCUGGCAGACCUGGAUGGCAUAUCGAGUGCAGUGCCAUGAGUUCUACUUAUCUAGGUUAUUCUUUUGACAUUCAUGGUGGGGGAAUGGAUCUAAUUUUUCCCCAUCAUGAAAAUGAGAUAGCGCAAAGCUGUGCUGCAUGCCACAUGAGCAAUGUAACCUAUUGGAUACAUAACGGAUUUGUAACUAUUGACUCGGAGAAGAUGUCAAAGUCUCUUGGAAACUUUUUCACAAUUCGGCAGGUCUUAGAGCUUUAUCAUCCACUGGCUUUGAGACUUUUCCUAUUGGGGACUCAUUAUCGUUCGCCAAUAAAUUAUUCAGAGAUACAGCUUGAAAGUGCAUCAGACCGUAUUUUUUACAUCUAUCAGACGUUACAUGAUUGUGAGAAUAUCCUGUCCCAGCACGAUGAGGCAAGCCGGAAGGAUUCCAUUCCGUCAGGAACUGCACUUUGUAUUGACAAAUUUAAUGAUGAGUUUUUAACUUCAAUGUCUGAUGAUUUUCAUACUCCUGUAACUUUGGCUGCAAUGUCAGAGCCAUUGAAGACCAUCAAUGACCUUCUACAUACUCGUAAGUUAUGUUGUAGCAUUCUACUUUCCAAUUGUAAGUUGAGGUACACCCGUGUCCUUUUACGACCUGAGUGGUUUUCUCAGGGAAAGAAGCAAGAAUUGCGAAUAGUGUCACUUGCUGCUUUGGAAAAUACCAUAAGGAAUGUUCUGACUCUUCUGGGACUCUUUCCAGGUAGUUACACAGAGGCUUUGCAAGAGCUGCGGGAUUAUGCACUGAAGCGUGCAAGGUUGACGGAAGAUCAAGUGCUACAGAAGAUUGAAGAAAGGAAUAAAGCUAGAAAAAAUAAGCAAUAUGAAGAAUCUGAUGCAAUUCGAAAAUAUUUGUCAGAUGUAGGCAUUGCACUCAUGGACAGCCCAGAAGGCACUACUUGGAGACCAGCUAUUCCUCUAGCUUUGCAAGAACAGCUGGUCGCAGCAAGUUGAAUCUUCUUGGAACAUUCCUUUUUUCAUAAUGUUGCAAAGAUAUAAGAAAUCCACGGUUAGUUCUUCAAGUUUGUAGAAUGGGAUCUGGGAUUACAACAUGCGCUUUUUUUGUCGGUGAUGUAUUUUACUUUAUAAACAGUCAUGCCGGUUGAAAUUGUAUUAACUUAUUCUUGAACCCUUUUACCAUUUUUAUUUAAAGGUAAAUUAAAUUUUGUUC